UACGAGGCCGUUUCCUACGCAUGGGAAACCCAGAAGCGCGACAGGAUCCUAAUCUGCAAGGGUUCCGCCCUGCGCAUCACGCCCAACUGCGAGGAUGCCCUGCGCCGCCUCAGGAAACCCUUCACCCCGCGCAUGCUCUGGAUCGAUGCCCUGUGCAUCAACCAGGACGAUGAUGCAGAACGCGCCCAGCAAGUCGCCAUCAUGGGCUCCAUCUACCUUGAUGCCACCCAGGUCGUGGUUUGGCUAGGUAAGGGUGACGUCCACAGCAAGACUUGCUUCCGCUUCUUCCGCCUCGCCAAGGGCUUCGUCGAAACGGGAAAUUCGAGACACAAAAGCCUGCAAGAAAUCUCGCAACGAGGCGGCCUCCCUGUCGCCGGUUCCCUGAGGGCCCUCCUCCAACGCUCGUGGUUCAACCGGACAUGGGUCAUUCAAGAAGUCAUAUUAAACCACAAUGUCGUCGUACUAUGCGGC
This is a messenger RNA of Aplosporella prunicola CBS 121167, 471 nucleotides long. RefSeq lists its product as uncharacterized. Lineage: Eukaryota; Fungi; Ascomycota; Dothideomycetes; Botryosphaeriales; Aplosporellaceae. The transcript has a single exon. The annotation marks the transcript as partial. The record is from RefSeq and is a predicted model, not a curated record.